Molecule: messenger RNA, 1542 nt
Organism: Rangifer tarandus platyrhynchus (Svalbard reindeer)
Lineage: Eukaryota; Metazoa; Chordata; Mammalia; Artiodactyla; Cervidae
Source: the annotation of a GenBank genome assembly
AUGAGCAGAGCGGCGAGGCUGCCGAGUGAGGCAGAAGGGCAGGCCUCGGAGACAGAGGAGGAUGACAUGGCAGAAGGCGAUCUAGGGUAUGGCCUCGGAAGAAGGCCUGGCGGCAUUUGUGAAGUGCAAGUUUCACAUUUAUUUAAAUCUAGAAAAAGAUCAGAUGGAAAGAAUUUUAGUCCUCCCCUGUUUUCAAGAAAUGGGGACAAAAGAAACAGCGCCGUUUUUCAGUAUUCCAGGCAGAAGAGCUUUCAAGAUCCAUACCUGGAAGGGCCCCAAAUUCCCUAUCACAAGCGACAAAGUCUCACCGAUUCUAAUUCAGAGUUGUCAAAUGUGGAAUUAAGGCAACGUCUUCGUGAAACUUUAGAGGAGGUAGAAAUUUUGAAAACUGAACUUGAGGCAUCUCAAAGACAACUUGAAGGUAAAGAGGAAGCAUUGAAAAUUCUUCAAAGCAUGGCAAUAUUUGGCAAAGCCACAAGUCAUACCCAGGCAGUGCUUCAAAAAACUGUGGAACAAAAGAGAUCCUUGGAGAAGGAAAUAAAUGCCUUGCAGUGGGAAAUAGAAUUUGAUCAGAAUAGAUUUAAAAAUAGAGAGGAAUCUUGGAUCCAAAAAUAUGACAGGCUAAACUGUGAAAAUGCAGUCCUCAAAGAAACUUUGAAACUAAAAACAGAAGAAAUUAAAAUGCUCAAGUCUGAAAAUGCAAUUUUGAAUCAACAGUAUUUGGAGGCGCUUGGCAUGCUUGAUAUCAAACAGCAGAAGGUGGCUCAGGAAGACACCUGCCAGGAUAGAAGUGGCUUUACAGAGGUUUCAGGUCUUGAGCUUGCAGCGCCGGGAGCCUGCCUCUGUCACCGUCCCAGAGGGAACUCCGGUGCUUGUGCCAGAAUGGCCGUGUCCACUCGGAAAGCGCUCCUGCAGCUCAAACAGGAGCUGGAACUUCUGCAGAAGAGUAAAGAAGAAGCCUACAUAAUGGCAGAUGCAUUCAGAAUUGCAUUUGAGCAACAAUUAAUGAGGAAAAAUGACCAGGCACUAAGAUUGACACAGAUGGAUAAAAUGUGUAAGAAAGCAACAAAAUGGCUAAGUUGGAAGCACCUUAAAGAAGAUGGGUCACUAUCACGAGGGAGUAAGAAGACCUUAGGGCAGAAAUUGUUGGGUAUGCUCCCUUCAGAAAACAGUUCGAAGAGUACCAAUGACCACGAUGAUCCUCAGGAAAUCUUUAAGAUGCUAAUAGACUUGCUGAAUGAUAAAGAAGAAGCAUUGGCUCAUCAACGGAAAGUUAGUUACAUGCUUGCUCGGGCUUUGGAAGACAAAGACACCACUUCAAAAGAGAUUAAAGAAAGAAAUUCUAUGAAAGGCAAUUUUAUAUUAAAAAACCCCUGGCAGAAAAUUUUAGAAUUCCCUGUUUCAUGUGAUCCUGUACAGUCAAGUGUCCAAAUUUUUAAUUCUGUGGGCUGCAUUUGUUCAAAUCAGCACUUUCAAACAGAUCAAAAGUACGCAAGAACUCUUAAAAGGUCCCGUUCUUUGCCAUCAAAUACCAUGUACUGA